CUGUGACUACGCGUGGCUGCAGGGACCUCGCCUGGCUCCGUGGUGGCAGCCUGAUGGACGUGGUGUCUCCCUGUGAGGACAGCACAGAGCUGCAGGAUCAGCCGUGAGCUCAGCACGACCACCAACACAUCAGCAAGGCCAGCAAUUUCAAGGUGCCAGAGCAGCUCCUCUCUUUCCUGGCAGUAAUGGGCAGCAGGCUGCAGACCUGGUGCAGAAUACCUCAUCCCUGGAGCGGGGGCCAAGUGUCAGCCGUGGCGCAGAUCCAGAGCAGCUCGGGGGACACCUGUGCUGCUGCCCUCCUCUGCUGGGGUCCAGAUGCAGCUUGGUGCUGCCCAGGGCAGUGGUGUUACGACUCGCAGGACCCCCAGUGUGGGCCCAGCCACUGGAAGGAGCUGAAAGCCUCAUGUGAUGGCAACAAGCAGUCCCCUGUGAACAUCGACAGGCGUCGGCUGCAGCGGGACAGUGGCCUCGGGGACAUCCUCUUUGAGGGCUACGACCAGGCUCCCCCCGGCAAGUGGAAGCUGACAAACAAUGGGCACACAGUGAUGCUGAGCCUGUCGAGUGAGUCGGCCUCUGAGCACAUCACCAUCAGUGGUGGGGGCCUCCCCGGCAGGUACCGCGCACUCCAGCUCCAUUUCCACUGGGGCAGUCCAGCUGGGAAUGGCUCUGAGCACACCCUUGAUGGGCACCAGCUCCCUAUGGAGCUGCACAUCGUCCACAUGAAUGUCAAGUACCGGACACUGGCAGAGGCCAAGGGACAUCCCAAUGGGCUGGCUGUCCUCGGCUUCUUCUACCAGGUCUCUGAAACCCCUAACACCAACUACAACACCAUCGUGGUGGGGCUGAGAAACGUCUCCCAUGCUGGGGACUCCGUGGAUUUGGCCUCCACCUUCCGCCUGAGCACACUGCUGCCGCGGGCCGGCCGGCUCUCCGGGUACUACCGCUACCAGGGCUCCCUCACCACCCCCGACUGCAGCGAGGUUGUUGUCUGGACUGUCUUCGAGGAGCCAGUGGAGAUCGGCAGGGAGCAGCUGCAGGCGUUUGUCAGCACCCUCCACUUCCCACCUGACGGAUCCAGGCUCCUAAAAAUGAUCAACAACUUCCGCCCGCCACAGCCCCUCCACAGCCGGAAGGUCUUUGCCUCCCGGGGGGCCACGGCCAGUGGUGGGUCCCUGCAUGGGGGCCACCACGAGCUCCUCUCAUCUCUGCUCCUCCUGGCCCUGCUCAGCCUCUUCUCACCAGCCCCAUAGGGUCUGGUCCAGCCUGUCACCAGUCUCCAUAUGAGCAUCACCCUGCUGCAGUGGAAAUGAGGAGGUGAUGUAUCUGGUUCAUGGAAAAUGAGAAAAAAACAACAAAAAGCAUGUCGAGACCUUGGCUGGGUGAGGAUUUUGUGAAUCUGGAUCUCUGCAGAGGUGGAUCCCUGCAAGCCUGGAGCCACCCUGUAGCCAGGUGGUGGGAGCUGCUGGGAGGGCAAGACUGUAGGGGCUGGAAUAAAGCCAAGGUCCUCGCCA
This is a messenger RNA of Pseudopipra pipra, 1511 nucleotides long. Its product is annotated as carbonic anhydrase 15-like. Gene Ontology annotation, biological process: one-carbon metabolic process. The record is from RefSeq and is a predicted model, not a curated record. The transcript is spliced from 9 exons. Bases 186 to 1250 code for a protein of 354 amino acids. Lineage: Eukaryota; Metazoa; Chordata; Aves; Passeriformes; Pipridae. Gene Ontology annotation, cellular component: plasma membrane. Gene Ontology annotation, molecular function: zinc ion binding; carbonate dehydratase activity.